Pipistrellus kuhlii (Kuhl's pipistrelle) is the source of this 2922-nucleotide messenger RNA. RefSeq names its product solute carrier family 17 member 7 (gene SLC17A7). Gene Ontology annotation, molecular function: L-glutamate transmembrane transporter activity; neurotransmitter transmembrane transporter activity. Gene Ontology annotation, biological process: synaptic transmission, glutamatergic; transmembrane transport; neurotransmitter loading into synaptic vesicle. NCBI's taxonomy places the organism in Eukaryota, Metazoa, Chordata, Mammalia, Chiroptera, Vespertilionidae. Gene Ontology annotation, cellular component: excitatory synapse; synaptic vesicle membrane. Bases 135 to 1817 code for a protein of 560 amino acids. The record is from RefSeq and is a predicted model, not a curated record. The transcript is spliced from 12 exons.
CACUCGCUGCCUCCUUCCCCCCGAGCGGAGCUGCGGGGCCGGCCGGGCCGGGGCGGACCCCGGGGACCCGGACGCGGCCGCCCGGGCCCGCGGGCGGGGGGCGGCGGGGAGCUCGGGCCGCGCGGGCCGCCACCAUGCAGUUCCACAGGGAGGAGUUUCGGAAGCUCGCGGGUCGCGCCCUCGGGCGGCUGCACCGGCUGCUGGAGAAGCGGCAGGAAGGCGCGGAGACGCUGGAGCUGAGCGCGGACGGCCGCCCGGUGGCGACGCAGACGCGGGACCCGCCGGUGGUGGACUGCACCUGCUUCGGCCUCCCGCGCCGCUACAUCAUCGCCAUCAUGAGCGGCCUGGGCUUCUGCAUCAGCUUCGGCAUCCGCUGCAACCUGGGCGUGGCCAUCGUGUCCAUGGUCAACAACAGCACGACCCACCGCAACGGCCACCUGGUGGUGCAGAAAGCUCAGUUCAACUGGGAUCCGGAGACUGUUGGCCUCAUACACGGCUCCUUUUUCUGGGGCUACAUCGUCACCCAGAUUCCCGGGGGAUUCAUCUGCCAAAAAUUCGCAGCCAACAGGGUUUUCGGCUUUGCUAUUGUUGCUACAUCCACUCUAAACAUGCUGAUCCCCUCGGCUGCCCGCGUCCACUAUGGCUGUGUCAUCUUCGUGCGGAUCCUGCAGGGGCUGGUGGAGGGGGUCACUUACCCCGCGUGCCACGGGAUCUGGAGCAAGUGGGCCCCUCCCUUGGAGCGGAGUCGCCUGGCGACCACAGCCUUUUGCGGCUCCUACGCCGGCGCCGUGGUGGCCAUGCCCCUGGCCGGGGUGCUGGUGCAGUACUCGGGCUGGAGCUCCGUGUUCUACGUCUACGGCAGCUUCGGGAUCUUCUGGUACCUGUUCUGGCUGCUCGUCUCCUACGAGUCCCCGGCGCUGCACCCCAGCAUUUCGGAGGAGGAGCGCAAGUACAUCGAGGAGGCCAUCGGCGAGAGCGCCAAACUCAUGAACCCGCUCACGAAGUUUAAGGCUCCCUGGCGGCGCUUCUUCACCUCCAUGCCCGUCUACGCCAUCAUCGUGGCCAACUUCUGCCGCAGCUGGACCUUCUACCUGCUGCUCAUCUCCCAGCCCGCCUACUUCGAGGAAGUGUUCGGCUUCGAGAUCAGCAAGGUGGGCCUGGUGUCGGCGCUGCCCCACCUGGUCAUGACCAUCAUCGUGCCCAUCGGCGGCCAGAUCGCCGACUUCCUCCGCACCCGCCGCAUCAUGUCCACCACCAACGUGCGCAAGCUGAUGAACUGCGGCGGCUUCGGCAUGGAGGCCACGCUGCUGCUGGUGGUCGGCUACUCGCACUCCAAGGGCGUGGCCAUCUCCUUCCUGGUCCUCGCCGUGGGCUUCAGCGGCUUCGCCAUCUCCGGCUUCAACGUGAACCACCUGGACAUCGCCCCGCGCUACGCCAGCAUCCUCAUGGGCAUCUCCAACGGCGUGGGCACGCUGUCGGGCAUGGUGUGCCCCAUCAUCGUGGGCGCCAUGACCAAGCACAAGACCCGGGAGGAGUGGCAGUACGUGUUCCUCAUCGCCUCGCUGGUGCACUACGGCGGCGUCAUCUUCUACGGGGUCUUCGCCUCCGGGGAGAAGCAGCCGUGGGCGGAGCCCGAGGAGAUGAGCGAGGAGAAGUGCGGCUUCGUGGGCCACGACCAGCUGGCCGGCAGCGACGAGAGCGACGUGGAGGACGAGGCCGAGCCCCCGGGGGCCCCGCCGGCCCCCCCGCCCUCCUACGGCGCCAUCCACAGCACCGCCCAGCCCCCCCGGCCCCCGCCCCCGGCCCGGGACUACUGAUCCUGUCUGUGCCUCCCGCGGGGGGCAGUUUCCAGAAGCUCCGUCCGCAGCCUCUGGCCCGGGGGACGGCAAGCGGGAACCCGGGCCUGGCGUCCUGCCUGGGGCCUGGGGCAGCUCCUCCUCCGCUCCCCGUGCUGUCCACCCUCCUCCCCUCCCCAUCGCCCGAAGCUGCGGGCGGCGGUUCCAAGGACGCCCAGCCUCCCCUAAGGGUCCUCUCUAGCGCUCGUUUUGCCUCGAUGGUCUCAGACCUCUCCGGUCAGGGCUUUGUUUCAGUGGACAGUCCAGUCUCUCGCUCUCUCGCGUGGUUUUUGAGGCAACUCCCCCCCCCCUCCUCUCACCCCAGGGGCCCUGAGUUACUCGGCCCCGCUCUUUGCUCAGAAAAAAAUCAAGGUCUUCCUCUGGAGGUUUCCAAUCUCGCCUAAAUCUAUUCUGCAUUUUUUUUUCCAGGUUGGUUUAGCCAAUCACGGCACCCCCCCCCCCACUAUUUUAGAGAUCGAUUCUCACCAGCGUUUCUGAGGGGAAAUGGUGGUUUCAAGACCCCCCCUCCUACUCCCCCCCCCCCCAGCAGAUUCUGCUGAGACACCAAAUCCCCCAAGACCUUCUCCUUGCUCAGCCCCACGUCCAGGGGAACAGCCCCGUCGGCAGGUUCUCCGUACGCCUCGCGCCACCCCAUGCACUUUUCUGACAGUCUUCAGGGUCAAACAGUGGCUGCUCAAGUUCAUCAGUGUGUGAAGCCACCACAUUGAACGUCCCCCGGUGGUUUCAACACGUGUCCCCCCGCCCGCCCGCCCCCAGUUCCUUGCACUUUAUUCUCCUGGGUGGUUCGCACCGCCCUCGUUUUCUCAGUGGCCAUUGGUCGGGUCCCUCAGGGGCUAAAUGACUCAAAAUCUGGGAUGCUACCCUUCCAGACACCUCUCUUUGGGCUUAGAAUUUGGGGAAAAUAUAUAUAAAUAUAUAUAUAAAGAGAAGUCACAGAGUUCCAGGAAAGGGAAAAAAGGGGGGCUGGGGCGAGAGGUGUUUUCCCCCGGGGCAGGGGGUGUCUGUGUGUCUGUCUGUGACUGUGAAGCCUGCCCUGCCCCAUCCCAAUAAAGUGCUUUGGUGUACA